This is a messenger RNA of Diabrotica virgifera virgifera (western corn rootworm), 10586 nucleotides long. RefSeq names its product GTP-binding protein REM 1 (gene Rgk3). Gene Ontology annotation, cellular component: plasma membrane. The record is from RefSeq and is a predicted model, not a curated record. The transcript is spliced from 6 exons. Gene Ontology annotation, molecular function: calcium channel regulator activity; GTPase activity; GTP binding. Lineage: Eukaryota; Metazoa; Arthropoda; Insecta; Coleoptera; Chrysomelidae. Bases 1 to 1227 code for a protein of 408 amino acids.
AUGACGGACGACAGGCCACACGUACUGCCGCGCGCUAAGGGCCGCUCGGCCUCGAUCUGCGCUACGAGUUUGGAAGCGAUUCCGCCUUCCGGUGCUUCCCCGGAAAGUAGCAGAAGAAGGAGACCGGCCGCUCGGUCUCAGAGUGCCAGGUUGACGAACAACAGAAGAUCGGUCAAAAACAGACCAGUCACCUCGACCGCUAACAGUGUCAAAAGCCAGAGUAACAGUGAACCCAAGUUGACUGACGAUAUCACGCCGGAAGUAUCACCACAUAUCAGAAGGAAAGGCUCGCAGAGGAGAGGUACUUCCGUUUAUCAAAGAAAGUCUACGGCGUUCUUGGACGUACCGGAUACGCGCUCCAAGAAUAAUUUUAAUCCCGAAGAAGAAGAUGAGGAUUCAUACAGAUUGAGAUCUUUCAGUUUCACCUCUAAAGGAGUUUUUACGUCAAAAACAGGUAUUGUAAAUAGAGGUGACUCAUUUAGAAGACGGCGCUCAAGAAGUAACAGCUUAAUCCCACCAUCCAUAGGUGGCACUCCCUCGCCCGUCUUAGACAUGCCCGACCAAAAUCUGUUAGAAGUAUCAUCAUAUGUCGUAUCAUUAUUAGGUGCUCAAGGAGUUGGUAAAACAGCUUUGAUCAGUCAAUUUAUGACAUCAGAAUGUAUAAAUGCCUAUGAUAGGCAAAAAGAUCUGCGGGGAGCUCAAACGGUGUCCAUUAUGCUAAACGGAGAAGAAUCCGAAUUAACAUUUCAAAACACAGGGACGUUAAAGGACGUUGUCGACAAGAUCCACCACCCCCCAGACGCUUUUAUCGUCCUUUAUUCAGUCGUAGACAAGGCCAGUUUUCUGAAGGCGGAAACGGAAUUGAGCAGGCUGCAGGAUACUGACCAGCUGCGAUCCAGACCGUUUAUCCUCGUCGCCAAUAAAAUCGACUUGGCUAGGAGCAGAGCGGUGUCGACACAAGAUGGCAAAUGCCUAGCUUGCACGUACCGGGCAAAAUUCAUAGAAAUCUCUGUAGGCAUCAACCACAACGUAGACGAGCUCUUGGUAGGAAUAUUGACCCAAAUCAGACUGAAAGUGCACAACUUCGAUGAAAGCGGGCAUACGCAACAAUGGUACAAAAGCAGAGGGAUGGUCAAAGCUAGCAUGAAGGCCCGCCAAAUGUUCACGUGGCUAUUCGGAAGAGAAGAUUCCAAGUUUAAAAACUGCGAGAAUCUUCACAUUCUGUAGCGGAGCAAAUCAAUGGGAUUUGAAUCACAAACUAAUGUGUAGGCUCUCUUUUUCUUCCCGUAAAACAAUUGAGUUAUGAGUAUAUUCUUCCUAUUUUAUAAGAUUGCAAAUAAAAUUUAUAUGCCAUUCAGGUGUAUUUUAAGGUGUAAAAAAAUUAGACAAAGCAAUAUGUGAUCAUUAUUGAGGUAACAUAUCUGUAGGAUAUAUCGUGUAAUGUUUGGUAAAUCCUUUAGCUUUAGAUAUUUCAUAUUUACUCUCUUUUGUAGCUCUAUUAUGUAAUUAGUAUUUAGGUUACCUUUUUGGGAAAGCCAUAUCAAAGAUCUUUUUAACAGCAUACAUAAAGAACCAGAAAAACGGACAAUAACAAUGAAGGACCGAAAAUUCUGAGAACUGAAAUAAAAUUAUAAAUGACCAUAAUCAACUCAAAAGAAAUAAGAGCCCAGGAAAUCGAAAUAUUUGUCUUUUUAUUCCAUCGUAUUUAUGAUACAGGAAAAAUGCCCCAAGACUAGCUAGAAUCGAUAUUCAUCCCACUACAGAAGAAGCCAAACUAACAACACUGCCAUGAGUUCCGUCUGAUAAGCCUUAUGAGUCACUCAGUAAAAGACCUAUUAAAAGUCGUAUUUAACCAAAUCUAUAAACAGUGCGAAACAAUCAUCAGAGACUAGAGACCAUCAGUUUGGAUUCAGAGCCGGUGUGGGAACGAGAGAAUCCCUGUUCAGUUUACUAGUUCUUGUCCAAAAAUGCUACAACGUAUUUCCAAUUGUAUUUCUUAGUACAUGUUGCAAUAGUUUCCUCAAUAAACUAUAGUUGUAAACUUUCAAAAGACUUGAAAGUUCGUUACUGUUGUCAUGCAACUUAUUGAAGAAUUGUAUAUUUUAACGAGAUUAUAAAUUAGCCAAAGGGACUAUUUUGGGUCGCAGUCUAUUAUAGAAAGUUACCUGAAGAACAUCUAUAGUGUAAUACUCAGUAGCUGUCAAUAAAACCAUAUUUUUACUCCACACUUCCAACAUUUAUUUACCAUCGUCGAUCGAGAAGAAGCUGACAAAGGGACAUUACAACACAAUUCGAUCCUGAUAUUUACAUCUAAUUGUCCAUUUGGUCACGAGUAAGACACGAUCUUAUUAGAGCGAUUACAAGAAGUCGGUUUACAUGGAAAAGACAUCAAACUACUAAAAAACUUAUACUGGAACCAAAACGCCCGAAUUAAGAUUGAAGGUUCCACGUCCGCGGAAGGAGAAAUUAGGACGGGAGUUAGACAAGGAUGUGUUUUGUGACCUCUGUUUUUAAUCUUUAUUGCGAAUUUCUAUUUAAAGAGGCACUGUAGAAUUCCAAGGACGAAGUAAAGGUGAAUGGCGUAAACAUCAAUAGCAUCAGAUACGCUGAUGACACGGUGUUGAUUGCGGAUUCAGACUUGGAUCUACAAUGACUCAUCGACAAGACCAACUCGAUCUGUGAGCAAUUCAACGUGAAAAUAAACAUUAAAAAUCAAGGUGAUGUCAACCCGCAAAAAUCAGAAUGUAAGUAAAUUUAAGUACUUGGGGUGUUGGAUCAAUAGCAGCCUAUAAAUUCUGAUCUAUAAAUAGGAUGAAGAAUAUAACAGGCCAGAAAAUCUUUCGUAAAAAUCAAAAACUGCUAUGUGAUUUUCGAAUAAAGCUCGAAAUUCGACUACGUUUAUCAAAAUGCUACGUUUGGUCGACUCUUCUCUAUGCAGUUGAAAUGUGGACCCUUAGAACAGCGGCCGUAAAUAAAUUGGAGGCAUUUGAAAUGUGGAUCUACCGGAGAAUCCUUAAAAUUUCAUGGACAUCGCAUACCUCAAACGAAGAAGUGCUGCAUAGAGUAGGCAAAGAACGAGAACUUCUCAACAUAGUGAAAUCAUACAUCAUAGAAAAACAUCAUACCUAGGCCACAUACUGAAUAUGCUCAACUAAUAGUGAAAAGAAAGAUCGGGGGAAAGAGCGGACUAGAAAGGAAAAGUUUAUCGUGGCUAAGAAACAUCCGACAAUGGAUAGUGCAAUUGACAUUAUGUUUAUAUUCCCUUAGGAGACUAUUUUCUACGGAUGUCUGUAGGUAUAAUAUUACCCAAACAGGGAACCAUGGGAUAUGAGUUCUUUUAAUCCAUCUUCUUCUUCUUCUUCUUCUUCUUCUUCUUCUUCUUUUUAUAUAGACAUUACUCUGUCUGUUUUUCAAUGUGCCUCCAGUAAGUUGUCAUUCCAUCUUUUUCGUGGUCUUCCCACUGAUUGUCUUCCUAUUGGGGAACCGUCUCUCGCCGUCCUUACUACUCUAUUUGUUGUCAUUCGGCUUAUGUGGUCGUUCCAUCCUACUCUUCUGCUUUUCACCCAGUUAUUAAUGUUGUCCACCUUGCAUCUCCUUCGUAUAUCUGCACUUCUAGCUCUAUCCCAUAGCGUCUUACCAUCGAUUUUUCGCAAUGUUUUCAUCUCUGCUGUUUCUAGCAUUCUUUUUGUCCUUUCUGUAUCAGGUCGUGUUUCUGCCGCGUAUGUCAUUAUUGGUCUGAAGACUGUUUUGUAAAUUCUGCCUUUCACUUCUUUUCCGAUGUUUUUAUUUCUCCAUAUUGUUUCAUUCAGGCAACCUGCGGCUCUGUUUGCUUUAUUUACCUGAUCUUCCAAUUCUGUUUCGAGUUUUCCAUAGCUGCAUAGUGUGAUGCCUAGAUAUUUAAACUCCAUGACUUGUUCUAUUAUUUGACCCUCCAGCUCUAAUUUACACCUUAUUAGAUCUGCUGUUAUAACCAUGCAUUUAGUCUUUUUUGGGGAAAUUAACAUGUUAAAUUUUCUAGCGGUUAUAUUAAAUUCGUGCAGCAUACGUUGUAAAUCAUCUUCACUUUGAGAGAUUAGUAUUGCGUCGUCUGCAUAGCAGAUUAUUUUAAGUUGUUUUUCUCCCUUCCUCUUUUAAUCCAUGUGUUGGUAAUCUUUAUGGUUUGUUUGAGUUUGGUGUCGAUCUUUGUUACAUGGGUGCUGCUCAGCCACACUAGAGCACAGUACUCGAGUAGACACGACUUAGGGCUGUUGUUCUGAGUGUGGUGGAGAUGUUCUGCGUAAUUUGUGGUGGAUGUUAUUUUGAGUAUUUAUUUUGGCGGUAUUGUUUUCUAAAUGCUUUUUUAAUGACAAUGUAUUGUGAUGCCCAGAUAUUUCGGAUAGAUAUGGGUGAAAACGUAGCAGUUUGUUAUUGAAAUAUGCCUCAGGCUCGUCUGUUAUUUGCUUGUUAUUCAGGGGCAAGCAGGAAAAUUCCGUUUUAUUCAUAUUUGGAAUAUGAAUAAGCCUUUACUACACAGAUAUGGUAGAGUCUCUAGAACUCGACCCCACCUGAACAAUUGCAUAGUCGAAUCUCGAAACACCGCGUCUGUUCGGUGGUCAGGACCGUCAUCACAAUAGUUUACUUUAUGUGAUGAAAAUUAUGCAUAGUGCUUAUUAAGAAGCCCUAUGUUAUUAUCUACUAUAUGAUUAUUAAUAUUGUACCUCUUAAAGGCAUUUUUAUUGUUAAAUAAUAUUUUUUCUUGUAGCACUUCUUUUUUAUUUUAUGUACAAGUUUAAAGUAUUUAUUUCAAGUGAAGUGUGAAAAAAUAAACUCAACUUUGUUUAAUUGAUGUAUUGCUUUGUCGAUUUUUUUACUUAUUAUUAAGAAAUAGAAAUGGUUUAAUAUUUGAUUGUUAAUUCUUUUUACUUUUUGGAUAAAUAUUUUUUCUUUAGUAAAUUCUAUAUUUAUAACUAUACUCCGUCUACCGAACAGACGGAGUAAUCAAGUGAAUAAAUCAUAAUAUUUCUUAAAAAUACCUUAACGCACGGCCUUGUACACAAUGCUGAUAAUACCAGUUACCGAAUACUUUGUUAUAGGUAUUGUGUAGAAGGUCGUGCGUUAAGGUAUUUUGAAGAAAUAUUGUGAUUUAUUCAGGUGAUUACUCCGUCUGUUGGGUAGGAGUAUAGAUCAUUGUAAAUUUCUAAAAAUUAAAAAAAAACAUAUCUGGAUAUAUUAUGAAAUAUGUGUCCAAUUUUCUUUAUUUAGUAUAUUGUAGGCUGUACAUACCAAAAUCGAUGGAUUCAGUUAUGAAAUACUUUAAACGAAAAAAAAAUGUAUAAAUGUGGCAUAUAACUUUUUACCGACUUUAAAAUACUUCUACAAUCUACCUACUUUAUAUAUUAAGGCCUAAAAAGUCUAUCAAACAACUGAUAUAUUUUUGUACGACCUAAAGCUCAAAAACAUACUUAUUUAGCUGGUUCUAGAUUCAUCUUCACUUCUGUACCUUGGUAUAAGAUAUAACUUGGAAUAACUUUUACCUCACUGCAAAAAUAGUAAAUAUGUAGAUUGGUAAAAACUGGAUGUGGAAUGAAAUUGUGUGUAUCUAUUACUAAGGCACUUUUUAGGUUAACAAAACUUGGAAGGUCUACCAUGUUAAUUGAAAUAAAUUUAAUAUUAUUAUAUUUAAUAAGAAACAGUAAUCAUUACUUUAAAUAUAACGUGCUCGUAAAAUUUCGUCUUUAUUUCUUCUUCUCUUGGUGCCUAUUCGUUUAGAAUAUUGACGAUCAUUCUGGCUCUAAUUAUUUUAUUAACUGAUGCUUUAAAUAGAUUAGUUGUUGUUGCUGCUGUUGAUUUCCUUAGGUUUUAUCCAUCCCAAUUCCUUGCUUUCCGAAUACUUUGCCUUGAAGGAUUACCUUCAGUAAUCUUUAUUUAGUGCCGUUUUUCAUUAUAUUCCAUCUUUAUUUAGUGUUAUCAAUUCCUAAAAUUCUACUUAUAAAAGGGGAUAUUCUUAUCCCGAAACUAAAUUAAGAGCUCUAGGACCUGUCCUCAAAUCAUUCUCAAAUACUUCUUUGAUACUUACCUUUCAAGGUUUCUUAAAGUUUCUCUGGCAAGUCCUCACUCUUGAACGAAUUACAUUCAAGGUAUGCGUGUAGCAGUGACAUUUGGCAAUUUCCGCGACUAUUGUAGUUGACCAACCAAAAUUAUCACCAGGUCCUAAGAGUCUUUCACCUGUCUCGUUCCUAACUAGUUGGUCAGCAAUGCGGUUGCCUUUAUUGCUAUUGUUUCCUUAUCCUUCAGCUCACGAAGAUUUUAUUACCAUCCUAAGCUUGAAGUAAUGACGCAUGACACUCCAUCGCUAAACAUGAUGUAACACGUGGUCUAUUCAAGGUUAGCAGCAAGUACCUAAAUGUUAUUAUCUGUUUUUGAAAUACAGAAAAAUUGGUAGGCUUUCCAAAAUGUAUAGUAAUAUUGUUAUUAUCUCAUGAAAGGUAGACAAACUCUGUAAUUUUAAAAUAAACAAAUGACCAAUUUCAAGUUUUUAUGUAGAAAUAGAUUACCAGAAUGCAUUUUGGUUCUAAUUUUACUCCUCCUAGGCUUUUUAAUAUAGUUUUUAACUAUUUGAACAACUAAAUCUAUAAAAAUUAAAACUAUAGGUAAAUACUAACUAAGAAACAUAACAUGACUUAAGUCACAACUUUUAUCGUUUGUAUUUUUAACCGGCUGUGUCUGUCAACAAAUGCAAAGUUGUUGGCGAGUCUUACAAACUGCAAGAGAAAAAACUUAAUUUCAUAAAACAAGUAAAUAGUAUACAAAAAAAACUGAUCGAUUUGUUAGUUUAGUAUUUUUGGGCGUUUUAAAUUAUGGCGAAUGAAGUACACAUUCUAAAAUUUGGCGAAUGUGCCAGUAUCAUUGGUCACAGAAUCUUCUCAUCGGCCUUUUAAAUUUGGGUGAUGUCAAUAUCUACCUACUCUUGUUUUGAUAUCAUCUAGCCACCUUUUCUAUAGAUUUCUCCUACUACGAUUUUGGUCUCAUUUUCUCCAUCUUGUUCUGCUACAAGUCCUAGCCACUUCUUUUUAAUUUGUGGAAUUUUACUAGAUAUAUUUUAUCAGGGGCGUCAUUUGAUAGGGGCAGGGGGGCAUUCCCCCCCCCGGCCCUGAAAAUGACUGAAAUUUACAAAAAAUACAUCAAUUUUCAUCAUUACAUCAUAUAUAAUGUAUUGUAUAUUAUAAUGCUUGCCCCCCCCCCCAAUCAAAAUUUCAAAUGACGCUCCUGUAUUUUAUCUUCCAUUUCUGUUUUCUAUCUUAUAUAUCUUAUUUUGACAUAUCUAUCAUGUUAUCUACCUAUCGUGUUAUCACCUGCCCCGGUACUCUACUUUGUCUACUUAACAUUGUCCAAAUCAUGUGAAUGCUCCUAAUGAUGUUAUCUUAUUUUGUUUGGUUAGUUUAAUUAAUUGUUUUAGAUAGAUGCCUAUGUCUAUGUUAUUUUUUAUUAUUUUUUUAAUAUAGUCUCUUUUUAGCUCAAUACAAAGAUUGUAGCGAUUUUCCAAAAGCUUUAUGCUGUCCGAAUAUGAUUCUAGAAGCUGUGCAAAAUAAGCGAUUGUGUCGUCAUUUAUCUCUUAGUCUGAGCUAAUUUUUUUUUUAUCUAAGAGCUAUCUCUUUAAAUUUGGGGACACAUAAUAAUCGAUGGGGUCCAAAUCAGGAGAAUAAGCCGGAUGAGAAAGCAAUUCAAAGCCCAACUCAUGGAUUUUUGCCAUUGUCAUAACGCUCUUAUAAACCGGUGCAUUGUCUUGGAGAAAUACUAUUCUUUCUUCUGCAUAUGAGGCCGCUUCCCUCUGAGUACCUGCUUUAAUUUGUCCAAUAAUACAAAAUGAUAUUAACUAUUGAUAUACUUGUACCUUUUUCAAGAUAUGCUGUCAAUUAAUUCCUUUCAGAUCAUAUCUUUGCUAUCCCGAAAUACAAUACCUUUCCGACCCAUUGAGAUACUCUUGGUGGCUUUGGAGAAAUUCUUUCGAUUGCAAUCCACUACCGUGCGUUUAUUUUGUUCUCUGGUAUAUAAUAUGUAGUAUUGAAUCCAGGUUUCUCCAACGAUUACCAAUCGAUGCCAAAAGUCCAACGGAUUCGCUUCAUAGCAGGAUAAUUUUUUCAUAUUCAGAACUUCAUUUAAAUAUGACUACCUACUGUAAUCUUUACUAAUUCUUAUGGUCUCUCCCAAUUUAUGUUCCUUCACUAUACGGCCACUACGAAAUUCACCAAACGAAAAUUUGACUGUAUAGUCGGAAGAAGCAUUAGUCUCAUACUAUUUAUGUAGCCUCUCUUUAGUUUCCUUCGCCAUUUUAUUUAUCAAAUAAUAAUGUUUAAUGUAAUAAUGAAAGUCAUUUUCUCCAUACGAGUCAUUUUUCCAAACACGUCAACUGUCAAAAAUAUACUUAUGGAUCCAGAUAGAAAUGUACUAGGGCAGUCCGAUAAGUACCUAGCCUUCAAGAAAAAAACGAACAUUUUUGAAAAGUAGUGAUUUAUUUCUGAACUUAGUCUUUUUGGCUCUGUACACUUGACCCAGCGAUCCUUCGACUUCUUUAACCCGGCUGAAAAAUGCCUUUUCUCGAGGUCUGCUUCGUGGAGGUGAGGAACUCCUUAUUCGACUUAUUAUGAGGUCUGCAAAGUAGGCACCGUGGAGGUGAGGAACUCCUUAUUCGACUUAAAUUUCUGCCUGGCGAGUGACUUUUUUAAGUUUGGAAACAAAAAGAGUCGUACAGAACCAAAUCUGGAGAAUAUGGUGGAUGGGACAGCAGUAUAGCCCAAUUCGACUAAUUUGGCCAUCGCGAUGACGGAAAUGUGAACCGGUGCAUUCUCAUGGUGGAAGAGUACUUUUUCUUCCCCAAUUGGGGUUGUUUUUUCUGCAAUACGGCGUCGAAUCGGCCCAAUAUUGUGGCACAGUAAAAUGUGACUGUUUUUCACUUUUCUAGGAAGUUAAUAUAGAUUACAUCUUGUGAAUACCAGAAAAUGGGGGCCAUCACGUUUCCGGACGAUUGGACAGUCUUUGUCCUCUUCGGAGCCCGUUCCGCGGGGUGACGCCCACUGUAUCGACUGUUCCUUGGUCUCUGAUGUGUACCAAUGGAACCAUGUUUCGUCGAUGGUUAUGAACCAACGCAGAAAAAUAUUUGGAUUACGCUUAAAUAGCCUUAAGACACUGCUCUUAAAUGGUCUCAUGGUUGCUCUUAUUGCCCGGAGUGAGAAAACGCGGUACCCAUCGCGUCGAUAGACGAUAUCUUUUGAGAUGUCUACUGUCUCAGCUAUCUUGCUAAUCUUCAGUGUACGGUCUACCAAUGUGAGAUCGUGGAUUGCUUUUACAUUAUUCUCCGUGGUACCCGUUUUCGGAGCACCUUCACAAACCGACGUGUGAUCACAUUGAAACUAGUUAAAUCAAUUUUUGAUAGUCGCCAUGUAAGGAGAAGAGUCACCGUACACAACAUUUAAGCCCUCUUUGACUUCGCUGCGGGAUUUCCCUUCCAAAAACAAGAGUAAAAUCUGCCACUGAUAUUGCACUUUUUGCAUGUUUCUAAAAUCCCCAGACACACCCGCUUACACACGCGGUCAAAACUACGAUGCGGCUCAGAUUUUUACAUCGGUCCUCUUUGUAAUGUAAUACAAUGACAUGACAGUAGAGUUCACUUGUGAUAUUGGCGCCAUCGGCCAGAGAGGCUGAGUAUUUAUCGGACCACCAUUAGGCUGACGCUUUAAAAUGACAAGAGAUGGGUCAAAAAUGACAAGAUGGGUAUGCUGAAUUAUCGCAAAGGAGCAACUCAAUAAUACGAUAAAUCAUAAUUUAAAUAAAAGAAUAAAGUUUAAAAAGUAAUUAAAAGACAAGGUAAACAAAUUACUACACCAAAAGGUAAUAUAAAAACACAUAUCAAUGAACAACAAAUUAAUGUGAUUUUUUAACAAUAUCAAUAUAUUAUGAUAUACACAAGCAUUUAAAAUUAAAUUUAAUUAGGUACCUUGUUUUACCUUUCACUUAGUUCUACUUUUUUCGUUAUUUUUUAAGGGAGGAGGAGCAAAAUUUUUGUCCAAUGUUAUUUAAAUGCAUUCAUAUUUUUCGAAUCCUGAUAAAACUAAUAAAUAUUUUUUUAAAAUUUAAACGCAGAAUGAAAGAUUACAUUAUUGUCGAUGGCCGAAAGCCCCUUAGAAUAAACAAAAAGUUUCUUUUGGGUGAAAUAUUUGACAUUAAAAAUCACACUAAAUUUUCUCUUUUUUUGUUCACCUCUGUAACUUAUUAAAAUAAAGAUUACCGAAGUUUUCAAGGACUUUCGGCCCUCGGUAAUAAUGAAAUCUUUCAUUCUGCAUUUAAAUUUUUCAAAAAUACUUAUUAUUUUUUUCAGGGUUCGAAAAAAAUGAAUGCAUUUAAAUACCAUUUAACCAAGAUUUUUCGCCUACUCCCUAAACCAAAAUCUCAUGUGUCAUAAAACUAUAAAAAAUCAUCAUACGCUUAUAUAUAAUAUAUAUAAUUAUAUGCUGCCUAAAUGUAGACAAAAUGCAUUUUGAGAUAAUACCAUACCAAACUUUUCCCGAAUACCUCCUAUACUACACGUUUUUCAAAUUUUUAAAUAAAUUGUA